Molecule: messenger RNA, 777 nt
Organism: Colletotrichum phormii
Lineage: Eukaryota; Fungi; Ascomycota; Sordariomycetes; Glomerellales; Glomerellaceae
Exons: 1
Coding region: 81-413 (110 amino acids)
Source: RefSeq, a predicted model, not a curated record
AAAAAAAAAAGACAAAUUGCAUCAAGUAAAGGGUACAUACGGAUCACAAUUCACUUUACUGGCUGGCUUUGCGCGGGCAUAUGAUUUCUUACUCGCGAGAACGAAAAAAAAAGGGAGACUCAACAUGGAGAGGUGUUCUGCAUUCGUGCUUACUGGUCAAAAAUGUUGAAGCCUCCAGGACGCGGGUAUGGAGUCUCUUUUACUUUUACUAUGUUUGGCAUUUCUUGUUCAUUCGGCACAAUGGCCCACCUCAUUGGCCCGAGGGCACAAUGUCGUGGGCCACCGCUGUUUUCACGCCUUUUACUGUUCAUGACAUUGUUAGACGUUUAUUUUUUUAUUUUUCUCUUCAUGCCAACUUGUACCGGCAUCCACUAGAGCGUUUGGGAUCGGGGUUGGAAACGUUCAGUUUAUGAGAAGGCAGGUUAUCUGUUCUUCGAUAUGUGGAUGGGAGUGGUGGUUUGACGGAAAUGAACCCAACGUACCAGAAAGCCGUCGGGACUGGCGCUAGAUUUGUAUGUCGCGCAGUGGCCGCUGGUUAAUUAGGAACAGCGCCAUGGGUAUCGGGCAAGCUUUGAUGUGAGUAACAUCAACAGCAGGAUUGGAAAAGUUUUCGCCGAAAGGACGAGAUUGGAAAGGGAAAAAAUGGGACGGAGCACAAAAUGGCAUACCCAUGGGUGACGACAAAGACAUAGCAUAGCCUACGUACUGAAGACGCAGUGGCAGACACAGUCCUAGACAAGUAAACAAAAUAACAAAACAUAAUGAAGCAAACUUGUG